Ailuropoda melanoleuca (giant panda) is the source of this 1147-nucleotide messenger RNA. It is a transcript of the gene TPPP2, whose product is annotated as tubulin polymerization promoting protein family member 2. Gene Ontology annotation, cellular component: microtubule. The transcript is spliced from 5 exons. Gene Ontology annotation, biological process: microtubule polymerization; positive regulation of protein polymerization; microtubule bundle formation. The coding region runs from base 405 to 1058 and encodes 217 amino acids. Lineage: Eukaryota; Metazoa; Chordata; Mammalia; Carnivora; Ursidae. Gene Ontology annotation, molecular function: tubulin binding. The record is from RefSeq and is a predicted model, not a curated record.
CAAACUGCUGGGUGCCUCCACGCUCCCCAGCACAUCCCCCGCGACCAGGCGGUAGUGGGGUGUGCGGGGAUCCCUUAGUCCUGCGGGGGAUCCCCACGCCCGCCCUCAACACCGCCCCCACCCGUGACCUGGAUCUGCCUAUCGCACUGUGGUUCCUUCUUUCGCCCCCAGACUCAGUAGUGGGGGCGGGUAGUGGGGAGACGAACCCAGGGUGCUGACACCCCAUGAUUUCGACUCGGCUCGCGGGUAAACACAGCUAGGCUGAGGAAGGAGGAGGUGGGCGGGGAUCGCCGCUGAGGAGGCGAGGGUCCUGCCGGCUGGGAGGGGCAGUCCAGGUGAGCAACUGAAUGAAGCUCAGAGAUUUCUGAAACAGAAGCUUCAAGGCCAGCCAGCUAGUGCUAUAAAUGACAAAUCCACGACUCAGAUCCCCACCCAGAUCAUUCCACUCCAAGGCUCUGCUCUUGCCACUGCGAGUCCUCCCUUCCCCUCCUCCUUCACCCCCAAGUUUCCCCCGCACUGUCCUCCCCCCCACCCAGUUGAUCAUGGCAUCAGAAGCAGGGAAAACAUUCCAGCGGUUUGCUGUCUUUGGAGAAUCAUCGAGCAGUGGCACUGAAAUGAACAACAAAAACUUCUCCAAGCUAUGCAAAGACUGUGGCAUCAUGGAUGGCAAGACAGUCACCUCCACUGAUGUGGACAUCGUAUUCAGCAAAGUCAAGGCCAAGAAUGCCCGAACCAUCACAUUUCAACAGUUCCAGGAGGCAAUGAAGGAACUGGCCCAGAAACGAUUCAAGGACAAGAACCCAGAUGAAGCUCUGGAGAACGUUUAUAAACUCAUGGAAGGCAAGGAUCCAGCUACCACUGGAGUUACCAAAGCAACGACAGUGGGUGGGGUGAGCCGGCUGACGGACACCAGCAAGUACACGGGCACCCACAAGGAGCGCUUUGACGAGAGUGGCAAGGGCAAAGGCAUCGCAGGACGGGAAGAGACGACCGACAACUCAGGCUAUGUGAGUGGCUACAAGGGUGCUGGCACCUAUGAGAAGAAGAGCAGCAAAUAAGAAGCAGCCUCAACAACUAGGGUCAGUUAGUCCUCAACCUGGCAUCUUAAACACCAGGGAGCCUAGGGAACAAUAAACAUCUGUGUGCA